AUGUCCGGGGUCGUGAGGACCCUCAGCCGCUGCCUGCUGCCGGCUGAGGCCGGGGCCCGCGAGCGCAGGACGGGCGCGGCGCGCGACGCGGAGCGCGAGGCCCGACGGCGCAGCCGCGAUAUCGACGCGUUGCUGGCCCGGGAGCGGCGCGCCGUACGGCGGCUCGUGAAGAUCCUGCUGCUGGGCGCGGGCGAGAGCGGCAAGUCCACCUUCCUCAAGCAGAUGCGCAUUAUCCACGGCCGCGAGUUCGACCAGAAGGCGCUGCUGGAGUUCCGCGACACCAUCUUCGACAACAUCCUCAAGGGUUCAAGGGUGCUUGUGGACGCGCGGGACAAGCUCGGCAUUCCUUGGCAGCAUUCUGAAAAUGAGAAGCAUGGCAUGUUCCUGAUGGCCUUCGAGAACAAGGCAGGGCUGCCCGUGGAGCCCGCUACCUUCCAGCUCUAUGUGCCUGCCCUGAGCGCGCUGUGGAGGGACUCCGGGAUCAGGGAGGCCUUCAGCCGCAGGAGCGAGUUCCAGCUGGGCGAGUCAGUGAAGUACUUCCUGGACAACCUGGACCGGAUCGGCCAGCUGAAUUACUUCCCUAGUAAGCAAGACAUCCUGCUGGCCAGGAAGGCCACCAAGGGGAUUGUGGAGCAUGACUUCAUCAUAAAGAAAAUCCCAUUUAAGAUGGUGGAUGUGGGUGGCCAGCGGUCCCAGCGCCAGAAGUGGUUCCAGUGCUUUGAUGGUAUCACGUCCAUCUUGUUCAUGGUGUCCUCAAGUGAGUAUGACCAGGUCCUCAUGGAGGACAGGCGCACCAACCGGCUGGUGGAGUCCAUGAACAUCUUCGAGACCAUCGUGAACAACAAGCUCUUCUUCAAUGUGUCCAUAAUCCUCUUCCUCAACAAGAUGGACCUGCUGGUGGAGAAGGUCAAGUCCGUGAGCAUCAAAAAGCACUUCCCAGACUUCAAGGGCGACCCGCACCGGCUGGAGGACGUCCAGCGCUACCUGGUCCAGUGCUUUGACAGGAAGAGACGGAACCGGAGCAAGCCCCUGUUCCACCAUUUCACCACCGCCAUAGACACCGAGAACAUCCGCUUCGUGUUUCAUGCUGUGAAGGACACAAUCCUGCAGGAGAACCUAAAGGAUAUCAUGUUGCAGUGACCCACCGUCCUUCUGCAGCCUGCAAGGCCCUGACCAUGUCUCUCUGGAGUGUGUCUAUUGUCUGUUCAGUCCUGAAGUGGGUGUCUCAGAUCCACACUCGAGUGCCCACGAGCCCUCGCCAAAAGGCCGUGGAAGCUUUGCUGUUAGCUACUGACUCUGGGGACUGGUGAAACUACUGAAUCCCAAGCGAUCACUUUGGUGUUAAUGUGUAAUACCUAACAACACAGCUUUCUUUCUUCUUACAGGAACUGCUCCUUCUCGGACACAGCAUCAUCAAGGUCCACGUGUGUGUGUGCACACAUGCUCAGUAAUGAGAAAACAUAAACCAAGCCAACCUUGCAGACGGCUCCUCGCUCCCAUCUGCAGUAUGAGACACACUAACCGAGAACCUUUGCCUAAUGUUAGGUUGCAGAAGGGCAUGCCGUGCUGCUAAGCUCAGAGUGCCCAAGCUGGCCUUGCAGCCUAGCUCAGGCCUGAGCACCACCUCCCCAAGUGAACACACUGCCUUUAAAAUUGUGCCAACACCCUGGGAGUUCCUGCUCCAGGCAUGUCCGCUGACCAAGGAGCCAUGCCAGGGUCCCCACUUCCUGCUGUAGAGAUCGAGAUGGGAGCUGUGGGCAUGCCUUAAUACCCCAUAGCCACCCGCCUUGGCUGCUUACCCAGCAGUGACACAGCGUGGAGGGGUGGCCACUGCCCACAGCUGUUGCCUGGCUCAUGUCACACAGUGGUGCUUUCACUUCUUACCCCUCCCCUUUCUGCCCAGUGGCAAAGACACAUAACCAAGUGGCCUUGCAGGUGGGUCCUCUGCCUUACUUUGAAGUUGGCACCAUGUAGCAUCCCCCUUCUGGGCUCCAAGAGCUGGCAAGAGCCCUGGUAGUGCAGUUCUUCAUGCCUCAGCUCCUCGGGCCAUCCCCAGCAGAAGAAACCCAGGUUUCUGCACACUGCCUUCUCACCAUUGCCUUUGGACAGCUGUGCCCUGUCCUCAGAGCUCCCACCACUGUGCACAGCCAGGAGGAGACUUGGGAGCUGGACAGGAAAGACACAGAAGGCUGGCUGUUGGCACAGGCUGGUACAGCCAGGCUUAGCCUUUCCAGGUCCCUGGCAAGUGCCACACCCAAUUUUAAAAUACUGCAUUCCAGACUGGCCUCUGCAUGGCUCUUCAGGGUCUGUCCUAGCAGUGACAACUGAACCUGGCCUCACUAACACACCCAGGGCUCUGACCCAGUCACAGCCGACACUAGGUUCCUGUCGCAUCCCUCUUGUUUUAGCUACCGCAUAAGUAAGCAUCCUGGAGCAGAUGAUGAGCCAGGAGGUGGAGGAAUCACUGUUUGUAAAUUACCCUUGGUCCCUCAGCACUCUAAACUAGGAGACGAAAGUCUCCAUCAGUCCCCUCCCGCACCUCCCCAGUGGUUGCUAAGUUUCUGACUUUCCUUUGGGUAGAAGACACUGCCAUCCCCAUGUGCUUCAUCAUAGUCUUCGUAAGAAGCUGAGGGAUGUGGCCAAGCUCAGGGCCACGGCCGUGUUUAUAGCAAAAGAGCAGCCUCAGGAGGCUGAUCAGAUCCCCAGCGAAAGAGCCUGGUCCUCAGCGCAGUUGAACCUUCCUCGCCUGGGUUUCUCAUGUGUCCUGCGAAUCGAUCAGUGUCUCCAAGCCAUUCCCCUCCACCACAUAGUGUUCUCUCCCUCGUAAGGGCUGCUACUCCCCUGACUGGAGUAGCUUUAGUGUGUCAGGGAGAUGAGUGCCCCUCUGGUAGUCUGGCAUAAGUACCAGUCACUUUCAAGCUGAAAGCCUGUGUGCAGCAAGAUGUGCAACUUGUGCUUAACUGAACAGAGAGCAGGCGGACAGCUGCAGGCCUGGGUCCUGGGCCCCGCUCAGCCCUCCGGCUCCCACCUCCUUGGCUAGAUGAGCCUCGCCUCUGUCCUCUGUAAAGGACACCCCACCCUGCAGUUGGAAAAGGAGAUGACUGUUUGCAAGGCUAGGCCAAAUCCUUUACAAUGUUCCUACACAUAGAUUGUAGUCAAUUUUGUCUCCCAGACCUUAGGCUUUUGUAUUUUUUUUUAUUUUAAUUUCACUGUUACCCUUGUUUUUUAUUGCAAUGUUGGAGAAGCUGGGGGUAUUCAUGCCUCAUCUGUUAUUGCAAAAAUGUAACAAUAAACUUCCUCAAAAUAAAAAAGGAA
This is a messenger RNA of Jaculus jaculus (lesser Egyptian jerboa), 3315 nucleotides long. RefSeq names its product G protein subunit alpha 12 (gene Gna12). Lineage: Eukaryota; Metazoa; Chordata; Mammalia; Rodentia; Dipodidae. The record is from RefSeq and is a predicted model, not a curated record. The coding region runs from base 1 to 1140 and encodes 379 amino acids. The transcript has 4 exons. Gene Ontology annotation, molecular function: G-protein beta/gamma-subunit complex binding; D5 dopamine receptor binding; GTPase activity. Gene Ontology annotation, biological process: adenylate cyclase-modulating G protein-coupled receptor signaling pathway; Rho protein signal transduction. Gene Ontology annotation, cellular component: heterotrimeric G-protein complex; brush border membrane.